AUGGCGAUGUACUUCUAUGCCAGUAAGAUAUCAGCAAUCGCAUGUGGUUCGCGCUGUAAGCGGACCGUCCUGCAAAAGUCGCGUGGCCAACGCGAUCGUGAUAAAAAUAAAUACCAGCAUCGAGGCAGAUACCACCAGAGUAGCUCAGAGAGCGAGACAAGUGCAGACGAUAACUGUUGUGGCCUCGACAGUGAAAUAGUUCCGCAACCCGACUUGAGUGUCAUAUCGAUUGAUGUCAUCAAUCCAAUUGUUGAUACGGCGUUGCACUCCAGCCAUGUUCUUGGUCAGGAUAACGAGGGCCUUCGGCUUCGACGUCGGCACAGCGCGGAACAACUGAGUGCACAAGAUUUGAAAUUGGGGUUUCAGCAACUUGAGCUUGCCAACACAAAUUCAAGAGCAACCAGCGGCGGAGAUGAUCUUAUUAAAUAUGAUGUGCCCAAAAAUCCGCACAAACGCAGCCAAUGUGAUAUAAAUUUUAAGAGCUCUGUUUUGGGCUCCGGCGGCAUAAUGUAUAUAAAUAGUAGAAUAGUUUCUGGCCCGCUGGAAUCCUUCACUGAAGUACUCAUACCCAAACAUGUCAUCGAUUUAGAUAAGGAAUUUCUGUUCUCAUUUUUAUUAUCAUCACGUUUAUUUCUACGACCUCAUGAGCUUCUUGGCAAACUGUUGGACUCGGUACCUGAUAGUGAAUGCUUAGAAGCAUUAGUUGCCCUCCUGGCCGAAUGGACGCAGAAAUUUCCAUAUGAUUAUCGUGACGAACGCAUGAUGAAUCAUGUCAAACAUAUCGUUGUCAGAUGCUCCAAUUCUCAUUUAGAAGCCGUAGUUUCCCAAGUACUAAGUGCCUUACUUAACCGUUUGACUGAUUUAGAGACACAUGAGGGCGAUUUGCGUGCCUGUCAGACCAACAACGAGAAGCUGGCUGCACCCCUCAACUGUCUGACAGCUACACAAUAUGCACAAAUCUUAUGCCGCCUGGAACAGAAGUUGGCCAAGCACAUUGGAGCGGAGGAGUUUUUGCAGUGCAGCAAUGUGGUGUUAUUAGAUAAACACAGGAAAUGGGACCAACCAUUUGCCGGAACUGGAUCGCAGGGAAAACAGGAUCCCAAAAAGACAUGCAACCUGGAAACGUAUUUGGACUGGUCGUCACGUCUUCGUCUGUUUGUCUGCAAUGAGAUACUGCAGUGCUGUGGAAUUGAAGAAAGAAGUAAAACCGUGGAGUUGUGGAGCGGUGUGGCUCAGUACUGCCUGCUGGUGGGCAACUACAAUAGCGCCACAGCGAUUUUGGAAUCACUAGAGUCUCCCGCCAUAGCCAGACUUAAAGUAACGUGGAGCAAAUUGCAAGUGACAUGUCAGCAAUUGGAUUGUAUGCAACGACAUGCCGAAGGACAUGGGCAUUUAUGGCAGAAACAGGCUAUCGUCUUAAAUGAGCAGCAGCAAUGUCUAAAAACUGAUAAGCAAACAUCAUUAUCGAGCACCAAAGAGUCUUCGGCAGCAUCAGAACCAGCAACAACAGCCACAACAGCCACAACAGCCACAACAGCCACAACAUCAACAACAACAACUACAACAACACCAACGUCAAUGGCAACGUCCUCAUCAUUCAGUAGCCAAGACAAGUUGGAUGGAGAAAUUUCGACCAUUGCCAGCGGUCAUCCAAUUGGCAUGAAAGUCCCUUCCGGUAUGAAUACCAUUGCAACACCAACUCAAAUGAUGACUGUAGCUGACAACGGCAAUGUGGCAGCAGCAACAUCAACUUCUUCCAAACCGAAUGAUUGGGUUGUUAUUCCGGUGUUUGCGGAUAUUGUUAAAUUGGCUCUCGGCGAACGCGAAAACUGCUUGCAUCGUUUACCAAAUGGCCACAUCGAUAUAAAUGCCUUCGAUCGGAUGGCAGCCAUAGUUGGGGCCUUCACCAAGCACAUGCAGGCAAUGAAAUCGACAAAGGCGCCAUCUGGCGAUGAGUAUGCGCUUUUCUGUUACCAUAUGCAGCAAACUACAAAACUUGGCGAGUCGGAUCUAAUGAUGGCUUCUUUUGAUUGCGAAGAACCCAAUAAUGCUGAAAAGCUGAUGUAUGACUUAAAUUAGUGUAGAUCUUACAUACUCUAACUUCGCAUAGAUGCUAUGUAUGAGUACCAACGUCAUUUGCUAUCCUGGAGGUCUAUGGUUAUGUUGAAUAGAUCCCUUGAUUGAUAUCAUUAUCCUGCGAAAUAAAGCAUCUAUUUGUAGGUUUUGUAUUUAGAUAAAUAAUAAUUUGUAACAUAUGAGAAUAAAGUUAUUACGUGACUGGAUAAAUGAUUUA
This is a messenger RNA of Drosophila innubila, 2293 nucleotides long. RefSeq lists its product as uncharacterized. The record is from RefSeq and is a predicted model, not a curated record. Gene Ontology annotation, molecular function: guanyl-nucleotide exchange factor activity. The transcript is spliced from 11 exons. Gene Ontology annotation, cellular component: plasma membrane. Bases 1 to 2079 code for a protein of 692 amino acids. NCBI's taxonomy places the organism in Eukaryota, Metazoa, Arthropoda, Insecta, Diptera, Drosophilidae. Gene Ontology annotation, biological process: Ras protein signal transduction; positive regulation of GTPase activity.